This is a messenger RNA of Colias croceus (clouded yellow), 3967 nucleotides long. RefSeq names its product leucine-zipper-like transcriptional regulator 1 homolog (gene Lztr1). Gene Ontology annotation, cellular component: Golgi apparatus. The record is from RefSeq and is a predicted model, not a curated record. The coding region runs from base 152 to 2536 and encodes 794 amino acids. Lineage: Eukaryota; Metazoa; Arthropoda; Insecta; Lepidoptera; Pieridae. Gene Ontology annotation, molecular function: protein binding. The transcript has 16 exons.
CAGCUAAGUUGAUACCUACCUAACACUUUCUUGCUAAAUAAAAACAUUGUAAAACACUGAUAAAUAUUUUUUUAUUUGUAAAGGUAAAAUAAACUCUUUCACCCUGUCUUCCCAACAUUCCUCUUUCAAAGCCUCGGAUAAAUCCGCGAGGAUGCAAAACAUAGCUAAAAUGAUAACAGAGCAAUUACGCAAUCCAAACGAACUGGAUAUAAGUUUAAGAAUGGAGUUUGGACCAUUUGAAACAGUCCAUAAAUGGAAAAGGAUGUCUGAAUGCUAUGAAUUUGUUGGAGCCAGACGAAGUAAACAUACUGCAGUUGCUUAUAAAGAUGCAAUAUAUGUGUUUGGAGGUGAUAAUGGAAAGUCCAUGUUAAAUGAUUUAAUAAGGUUUGACAUAAAAGAAAAAUCCUGGACAAAAACUGGAUGUAUGGGAACCCCACCUGCUCCAAGAUAUCACCAUUCUGCAGUGGUGCAUCGCUCAUCUAUGUUUGUGUUUGGUGGCUACACAGGAGAUAUACUGGCCAACUCGAACCUUACAAAUAAGAAUGAUCUCUUUGAAUACAAGUUUCAAAGUGCACAGUGGGUCCAGUGGAAGUUUACAGGACAAGAGCCAGUACCAAGAUCAGCCCAUGGUGCAGCUGUGUAUGAUGAUAAACUGUGGAUAUUUGCUGGAUAUGAUGGCAACGCAAGAUUGAAUGACAUGUGGACUUGUAAUUUAGUGGGUGAGAAUCAUCAGUGGGAGCGCAUAGAGCAAAAGGGUGAAUGUCCCCCGACAUGCUGCAACUUUCCAGUCGCAGUUGCACGCAAUAAAAUGUUUGUCUUCAGUGGACAGAGUGGCGCCAAAAUCACUAAUGCGCUUUUCCAAUUUGAUUUCGAAACUCACACUUGGAGCCGCGUAUGCACGGAGCACCUACUCCGCAGCGCUGGCCCCGCCCCAGCACGUCGCUACGGGCACGUGAUGGUGCACCACGCGCGCCAUCUCUACGUGUUCGGCGGCGCAGCGGACAGCACGCUGCCCUCCGACCUGCACUGCUACGACCUGGACACGCAGAUGUGGUCGGUGGUCAACCCAGCUCCUGACUCGCAGAUCCCGUCAGGUCGGCUUUUCCACGCGGGCGCGGUGAUGGGUGACGCUCUAUACAUCUUUGGUGGUACUGUGGAUAAUAAUGUUAGAAGUGGCGACCUCUAUCGUUUCCAGCUAUCGAACUUCCCGCGCUGCACGCUGCACGACGACUUCGGGCGCAUCCUCAGGUCGCAGCAGUUCUGCGACGUGACGCUGCUGGUGGGCGGCGAGCAGACCGCAGUGUUCGCGCACCAGGCGAUGCUCGCCGCGCGCAGCCAGUACUUGCGGGCCAAGAUCAAGGAAGCGCGUGAAGAACUAGCGAAACGCAUUGCAUCCGGUGAAGAAGAAGCAGAAGAAGAAUUUUCGUACAAAUCUCGUCCGCAGCUCACAGUCAUAUUACCAGAGGCCACACCAGAGGCGUUCCGCAUGGUGCUGAAUUACAUUUACACAGAUCGGAUCGAUCCUACUGAAAAAGAUGAAGACCCCGCAUCCCCAGCGACGAUUCUGCUAGUUAUGGAGGUGCUACGGCUUGCGCUACGGUUGAGCAUACCGCGGCUACGCGGGCUGUGCGCGCGCUUUCUACGCGCCAACCUGUGCUACGGCAACGUGCUGCCCGCGCUACACGCCGCGCACCAGGCGGGCUUGCAUUGUAUCAAGGAGUAUUGUUUGAGGUUCGUGGUAAAAGAGUACAACUUCACGCCGAUCGUGAUGUCGGCGGAGUUUGAGCGCAUGGAGCAGCAGCUGAUGGUGGAAGUCAUUCGACGCAGGCAGCAGCCGCCCAGCAAGAACCCGGCCACUGCGCAACAUGAUGUGGAUGAUGAGAUUAUUGGCACGACCCUAGAGCAGGACAUGUGCGUGUUCGUGUCAGGCGGCGGCGCGGAGCUGGCGGACGUGAAGUUACGUGUGGGGGGGGGAGCCCGACCCGCGCACAGGUCCAUACUGGCCGCAAGGGCUGCGUACUUCGAGGCUAUGUUCAGGUCUUUCUCGCCGCACGAUAAUAUUGUUAAUAUUCAAAUCUGCGAUACGGUGCCAUCUGAAGAGGCAUUCGACUCGCUGCUGCGAUACAUCUACUAUGGUGACACCAACAUGCCAACAGAGGACUCGCUUUAUCUCUUCCAAGCCCCUAUUUAUUAUGGAUUCACAAACAACCGCCUGCAAGUGUUCUGUAAGCACAAUCUACAGAGCAACGUGUCACCAGAGAAUGUUCUAGCAAUACUACAAGCGGCGGACAGAAUGCGUGCGGCCGAUAUCAAGGAGUAUGCGUUGAAAAUGAUCGUGCACCACUUUGAAUUGGUGGCGCACCAAGACGCAAUAAGGAACUUAGCACAGCCACUACUAGUGGAUAUCAUUUGGGCUCUAGCAGAAGAGCCUCGCCAUGAUACUCCCCUCCCCCUCCAACCUCGAUCCCUUCCCUCAUCCUCUUCUGCUGAUACCCUCGUUGAGGAUGAGUAUACCCGCCAUAGGAGUACUAAGUAAUAGGAACAUUAGGGCCAAAGGAACAUUCUAACUCCCCUUUUCCCUAAAGUGUAUUCAGAAUUGCUAUAAAUGGAUUGGUAUGGUAAGGAAUUCCGCGAUUCCUCUAGUGAUAAUAUCGUUGAGGAUAAUGAGUACAGCCGUCAUAAGAGUACCAAGUAAUAGAAAAAUUAUAGUGGUAUGAACAUCCUUUUUCCUCGUAGUGUGUUGUACUUUUCCAAGAUUGACCAAAAAGUAGAUAAUGGCUGAUAAUGGAUUGGUAUAGAAAGGAACAUCUUCUCUUUGACAGCUGACAGUCACGUAGGGGAUAAUGAGUACAGCACAGGAGUACCAAGUAGUAGGAACAACAAAGGAAAAUUAUAACUUUUUCCUUGUAACGUAUCCAGCAUUAGCCAACAUGUGGACGGUUGGUAUAGUAAAGUACUCCCUUCCUCCUCCGCUAAUACACUAGUAGAGGAUAAUGAGUACAGCCGUCAUUGUAGUAGUUAUACUAAUAUGUACGCUUUUUCCUUGUAGAAUAUCCAGGAAUGGCCAAAAUGUAGAGAAUGGCAAAAAAUGUAUUUUGGUACAUAUAGUAAUGAAAUAAAGAUAAUAUAGGAGAAAAUCCAAGAUAAUUUUAAAUGAACUUAAAUAUAUCUUUGGCUUUGGACUAUAGCUCGAAAUUAUAAACAUUUGUUUGGGGCAUAUCGGAAUUGCCUGUAUUAAUUAUUAUUUAUUGUAUAUUAUUAAAGAUUUAUAUAUUUCGACUACAGAGUAGUUUAUUAGUCAAGACAUUGAUAAAGAUAUUUAAAUUUUUAAAUAACUCAAACGUCAUCUUUGAAUACUAAUUCAGUUCAAUUUAUACUUAUGGCAAUUUUGCAUUCAUGACAUUCGCUGUGUUUAAAAAUACUUAGUUAUUCCUUUUCAAUAAUUGUUCUUGCUCAGUAUUGCAGCCAAUAAAGAUUUGGAACGAAGUUCCUUCUUGCGCGUUGCGAAAGGGGGCUAGACGAAAAAAUUGAGACCAAAAGUUGUAACGACACUUUGCUAGUUGUAAGCCGUGCGCGGCGGUGUGCACGCGUUUCUCUGUUUGUCUCUCUUCCUCAUAGAACUUCGUUCCAUCCCGGACUCCCUUGACAGUUGACACCUCUAAUUUUUUUUUUAUAAUUCAUUCCUUUGCCAUAAUAAUAUUAUGUAGAAAUAAAAUCGGUUAGUUUACAGUAUUCACAUAUCUCAUGCGCGUAUACUACCUACGUGAUAGCCUUAAGAAACGCUUUUAGUAGUUAUAAAUUGUAACAAAUAUAUUUAUAUUUAUUAUUUCUUAGGUAUAAAAAAAACAAUUCAUAUAUAAGGAAGUCAUUCCUCUUAAUUAUUUUAGAAUUUAAUAGUGAUUAUCUUUUUUAUAUGAUUAUUUCUGAUUUAAUUAUGAUUAAUAGUUGUUUUUUAUAAUACUUAUCU